GGUCACACUGUCGACAAUCAUAUGUAGCGCGUGUUGCACCGCUGCGCACGUUGUUCGUUCGAGCUGUAAUUUGGUUUAUUUUGAACAAUUAAAGGCACAAUGCAAACGGAAAGUACUGAUAAAAGAAAGCGUCCUAAAAAGAAAGGCAACCGCUUUAUGCGCAAUGCCAAAGGAUUCGCUAAGCAAGGCAUUUUCGGACGCGGCACGCACAUUGACGACGAUGAGUUCAACUACUUUAUUAACAUCUUGGAUGCCAUGAAAGCUGGUUUCGAGGAUGUCGAGGAUAGAGUUAACAUGGCCAACAAUGUAUUUGAGCAAACAGUAGAUAAGGAAAUACACUUGUCCUCCAAUCAAAUUGUGUCCAAAGCAAUUGAAUCUCUCAUUGGCUUUGUGGAUGACGCACAACUGGAGCGAUUCUUUGCCAAGUUCGGUGAGAGUUUGCGUCCCCUGUGUUCCGACCGUUUCGCGUCGCAUGUUUUACAGAAAAUGCUAGAAAUUGCAUUUCUUCGAGGAUUAGGAAAGGCAGCAGCUCUUGAGCAGUCCGAUGAUGCUCCCAAUGCUGCCAAACGGGCCAAACCCGAUGCAGCACAAGUUGAGGAGCAGUAUAAUCUGGAAACGGAAUUCAGCGAGGCCCAUCGUGAAAAGUGCCAGGAAUUUGUGCUGCGGAUAUCCAAGUUUAUGCUUAACAAUUUAGAAGACUUUGUGUGGGAUUCAUGCGCCACUCACAUCAUGCGAACCGCGAUACUUUGUCUGGUUGGCAUGCAUGUGCCGAAAAUAGCCUUCGAGAAGGGCGGCGCGGAGCUGGCCAAGCAUCGCAAGUUGUACACUGUGCCCGAGGAAUGGCAUGAGGUCAUGAAGGAGUUUCCACAACGUUUGGAAAUGUGGCCACAGUUCGUUGACUUUCCCUACCAGGAGCAUUCGUCCGCCUUGCUGGGCGUCAUAUGCCUAUCGCUCAGCGUGGUGGACAAAAGCAUGUUGAAGCACUUUGGCAAGAAGAUAUUGACGCAAAGUUUGUUAAAGCCUCACGACGACGUUGAAGACGAUGACAAAAAAGAAACGAAAAUUGAGAUUGAUGAUGACGAUAACGAUGGUAACGCUAGUAAGGAGGAGCAGAUGGAGACCAAUGAAGCGACAGAGAAUGCCAAGAGUGAGCCACCGGUGAUACUACCGAAAGUGUUUCACUACCAGUGUGCUGUUAUUCUCCUCGAAACGCUGCUCAGUGUGGCAGGCGCCAAGUUGCUGACCCAGCUGUAUGCCAUGCUCUUUAGCGGACGCAUCGCUUACCUGGCACAGCAGCAACAAACCAAUUUCGCAGUGCAACGUCUGCUGCAGCACUUGAAGGAGGUGCCCGACUUUGAGGCGGUGUUUAAUGAGCUUCAGCCCCAGAUGGAGGAACUGCUUAAGAUGGGCUACACUGGCGUUGUAUCUGGCCUGUCGGCAGCUUGCUUGCGUUUGGGUGCGAAGCAGGCACAAAUGAUUUCGGCCCUUCAGAACGCUUUGCAUGUCUCUGGGGACAAGGAGAAAUCCAAAAUGUUCUUCAACUGUCUCGUUAAACUGAAACCACAUGAGUUGUUGGCUGGCGACCAGUCGGGCUUUGUGCAUCUGCACGGUUCGCUAAUAGUGCAGCAUAUCUUGCAGUUUAAUAAGCCCAUCUUUCUGGUCAAUUGCAUCCUGGAAUUGCCCGCUGUGCAGCUGUCGCAAAUCUUUAACACACCUAAUGGCUCCCAUAUUGUGGAUGCCUUCUUGCAGAGUAAAUACAUUGGCGAGAAGUCACGUGAACGUCUGAUACGUCUGCUGGAUGGCUUCUAUGUGGAUCUGGCCAUCACUCGACAUGGCUCGCGUGUGUUGGAUCAGUGCUUCAAGGCGGCACAGGAAACACAAAAGCUGAAUAUUGCCAAGGAACUGAGUAAUAAGGCCAAUAUGUUGAAGGGCUCGCCAUUUGGCCGCCUCAUCUACACAAAAUAUCGUUUGGAUACCUACAAAUUGUCGGCCAGCCAAUGGCAGGCUAGUUUGGGACAGCAGCUUCAAAAGCAGGAAGAUGAGAAGGAGGGCAAGUCGAAGAAGCGGUCUGCGAAAACAGCGACCGAGUUAUUUAAGGAUAUUCUUACGCAAUAAAUAGAUUUCGAUUUUUAAUUUACAAACUCAAUAAUAUUUACGUUAUUCACAAACAAAUUGGCUAGCACCUAACUGU
Molecule: messenger RNA, 2191 nt
Organism: Drosophila sulfurigaster albostrigata
Lineage: Eukaryota; Metazoa; Arthropoda; Insecta; Diptera; Drosophilidae
Product: nucleolar protein 9
Exons: 2
Coding region: 100-2115 (671 amino acids)
Biological process (GO): ribosomal small subunit export from nucleus; endonucleolytic cleavage in 5'-ETS of tricistronic rRNA transcript (SSU-rRNA, 5.8S rRNA, LSU-rRNA); endonucleolytic cleavage in ITS1 to separate SSU-rRNA from 5.8S rRNA and LSU-rRNA from tricistronic rRNA transcript (SSU-rRNA, 5.8S rRNA, LSU-rRNA)
Cellular component (GO): 90S preribosome; preribosome, small subunit precursor; nucleolus
Molecular function (GO): RNA binding
Source: RefSeq, a predicted model, not a curated record